Molecule: messenger RNA, 8938 nt
Organism: Epinephelus fuscoguttatus (brown-marbled grouper)
Lineage: Eukaryota; Metazoa; Chordata; Actinopteri; Perciformes; Serranidae
Gene: lmtk3
Product: lemur tyrosine kinase 3
Exons: 17
Coding region: 453-8840 (2795 amino acids)
Biological process (GO): protein phosphorylation
Molecular function (GO): ATP binding; protein kinase activity
Source: RefSeq, a predicted model, not a curated record
AUAGAGGGGGAGAAAGAAAUAAUUAUAUAUAUAUUUAUAUGUGUGUGUCUGUGUGUGUCUGUGUGUGUGUGUGAGAGAGAGAGAGAGAGCGAGAGAGGGGGGGAGAAAUAGGGGUGGCUGUUGAAAACAGACAGCGGUAAUGUAUGUGCACCGAGCGGCGGACUGAUGCACAAUAGAGCAUCGCACACACCGUGUUUAAUUGCGGAUUAGAGCAGGGGGAGGAGGAGGAGAGAGGAGGAGGAGGAGGAGGAGGUGAGGGGGGGAGAGCACAACAAGGAAGGCAAGGAGACGCUCUUUAUUAUUAGGAGAAAAGCGGAGGGGGGAGACACAGACAGCGUGAGCCCGGAGACGGCACAGACCGUGGCGGGGGUGACGGGAGAGAGGAGGACACCGAUACCGACAGUCGGCGGCGUCGCUCGGAUGGUGUUGUUGUUGCUCCGGACGCGGCGACGAUGCGGCCACACUGCUGGGUGAUGGUAGCGCUGGCGGGGAUCAUGUCGUACUUCAGCCCGGAGAGAGCGCUCGGAGCCCCGCAGAGGGAAGUUUCUCAAACCAGGGCUGCAUCCCUCUCUCCUCCACCCUACGUCGUCAUCCUCAUCUCUUGCUCGGGGCUCGUCUCCUUUGUCCUGCUGCUCCUGACCUGCCUGUGCUGCAAGAGAGGAGGAGUGGGGUUCAAUGUAAGUCUUAAACAUGAGUUUGACAAUGCAGACGGGGAGGAAUGCUCUGGAGGCUCCAGUCCCAUCCAGGAGGACAGCCUGUCGUCAUGUCCCUCCCUCCCUGAGGUCUACACCUUGCCAGUCAGAGACAGGCCCAACUGCCCCGCCCUGCAGGAUGGAGCAGACUCAAAGUCUCAGUGCUUUAAAAGACACACUUUAAACUAUCUUCAGGAGAUAGGAAAUGGCUGGUUCGGAAAGGUGAUCCUGGCUGAAGUGCUGUGUGACUGCAGCUCCUCUCAGGCUGUGGUGAAGGAGCUGCGUGUCAGUGCCAGCCCUCUGGAGCAGAGGAAGUUCUUGGCCGAGUCUGAGCCGUACAGGAGCCUUAAGCAUCCCAACAUCCUUCAGUGUUUGGGGCAGUGCAGUGAGAGCAUCCCCUUCCUUCUGGUUAUGGAGUUCUGUCAGCUGGGUGACCUGAAGAGGUAUCUGAGAGCCCAGCGCAAGUCAGACGGGAUGACCCCCGACCUGCCGACCAGGGACCUCUUGACUCUUCAGAGAAUGGCUUUUGAGAUCACCUCUGGUCUGCUGCAUCUUCAUGAAAACAACUACAUCCACAGUGAUCUGGCUUUAAGAAACUGCCUGCUGACCUCAGACCUCACUGUUAGGAUAGGUGACUACGGCCUUUCACAUAACCAUUACAAGGAGGACUAUUACCUAACUCCAGACAAGCUGUGGAUCCCACUACGCUGGAUAGCUCCUGAGCUGCUGGAGGAGUACAGAGGAUCUCUUAUUGUCACUGACCAAACCAAGACCAGCAAUGUGUGGUCCUUGGGGGUGGUUAUUUGGGAGCUGUUUGAGUUUGGCUCUCAGCCCCACAGACACCUGAGCGACGAAGAGGUGCUGACCUUCGUCAUUAGGGAGAGACAGAUCACCCUGGCCCAGCCCAGACUGAAACUCUCCCAUGCAGACUACUGGUAUGAGAUCAUGCAGUCCUGCUGGCUACCUCCAUCUCAACGCCCUUCUGUAGCGGAGAUAUUCCUCCUCCUCUCCUCCCUCCUGGCUGCUGAGCGAGGAAUGGUGAGGGGGAGUGUGGGCGAAGAAGAUGAAGAGGAUGAGGAAUAUGAGGAGGGCAGAGGAAGGAGAGGGGAGAGCGAGGAGUCAUUUGAAAGACGCUGGGACUUACUCCGUCCACCUGCCUUCCAGACUGCAGCAAAUGAGCGACAAAGGGAGAGAGAGUACGGCAGGGAAGACAGAGACAACUCCUACCCCCUGCUGGACCCUGUGGGGAACUGUAUCACCCCGUCCUCGUCUGAACUGGACGACAUCUUGACGGUCACCGAAACCAGCAAAGGCUUGAACUUUGAGUAUUUCUGGGAAAAGGCUCACGCCAGACGAGGCUACAAACCUCUUCCUCCUCCUCAGCCAAUCCCGACUGUGAACAAUAACCACAGACAGUCUUUGGACACUCCCACUGUGGUCCCCGUGAUAAGCGCCCGCAGCCCCUCCCUUGCCAGCGAGUACUACAUCAGAUUAGAGGAGCACACCCCCCAGGACAAGUCGCCAACUCUCAAAGGGAAGAUGCAGUCCUCGUUCCGCUCUGACUCGAUCUGCCCUGGAGACAUGGAGCUGGUGGAGAUUCGUAGUGGCAUGCUGGGAAAAGAACGAGUCCCUUAUUGCUCUUCUGAUAAGUGUGGAAAGGGCCUCCAGACCAUCAGAUCAAGCGAGGUUCAACUCCAGGUGCCCAACACAGGCGUGGCUGAAUUCAGAGACACUUCGUGCAGAGUGACAGACUUCUCAGUAGUCGAUUUGGGAGACGAUGAUGAAGAGGAGAAGAAAAGGAGCAGUGAGGCAGAUAAAAAGUCCUCGAUGAGUUCUCAAGCUCCGGUCCUUCCUCCGAAGCCUCGCUCUAUGUCCAUGUCAUCAGCCAACCACCUCCACUCGCGCCCCCUCCCUGCCCCUCCACUUGGUUAUAGAGGACUGCCUCACUACACCAUCAGUGGAAAAAUCGAAACAGACCCACAUCACAUGAGUAGCUGUCCGCCUUCUACCUUUGAUCACCUGGGGCUCCAUCGGUCCCGACAGACUCUGCCACCAUCCCCAUCCCUCUCCCCCUCCCUUCCCCCAUCGAGCCAUCCAAUUUACCCCCAACCUCCUCAAAUGUGCCCCCCACCCCUGCCUCCUCAUACCAAACCACAAAGAAGCUGCCCCAGCUAUAACACAGCAGACAAUUAUUUAAGAUACAGUAAGCCACAGAUGCAGAGAUCCAGUAGAGACCCACUAUCCUGUGACCUGUCUGACAGAGAGGGUGGUAGCAGGCAUUUAGCAUCAUUGCACAACUCAAGAGAGACCUCUCAUUCUCGUGCAAAAGACUUUGACUCUCCUGUUCGUCGAGAAAACCCAUUGCGCCCAAUUUAUCGCAAUUUACCCCGCCCUCAGCCCACAAACCCCUCGCUUGACAGACAGUCUUCAUCCAGUCCCACCUACUCAGAUGAGGAUGACUCUCCCUUCAUGUCCCCUGAGAGAACCAGCGGUGGGACUACUGUCGCUCACUCCAGCCUAUCUGAAGACGCAGACCCAGCCUGCGCUGAGUUCUUCUCCAGGGGAAUGAAAAGGACCCAGUCACGCCUUGACACCAUCCUUCCUGCCAUUUGGAGGGAAGACGCUGAACUUCACGCAGAACGUGUGGCCGCUGCCAAGAAAUCCCCCAUGCAUCUGUUUCUGACAGAGAUAUCUAGUGUGACAGAGUCUAGUGAGUCCAAGUCAGAGGCUUCAUGGGAGGGAGACAAGGAGGAGAAAAGAGACGGAGAGAGAUGGGGGAACUUUGUGCUGCCCAACAGAGGGAUGCGCCGUUCCCAGUCGCUGAUCACAGAGCUGGGGUCAGCAGGACAGUCAUGGGUGCCAGAGAAACGGGCAGGAGCUCAGGAGGACGCUACUGUAACUAAAGAAUCAUUCCAGAGGGAUCUUUUCCUCACAGAGAUCGACACAGGAAGGAUGGAAACGAAUCCAGAGGGAGGAUCAGAAAGUGAUCCAGUAAAAUACCUCUAUCCUGCAGGAUCCAGAUUGCGGCCCUAUGUCUGUGCUCCAGGCCUUCCCUCUUACACUGAGGCUGAGGAAGCAUAUUCAAAGGGUAUACGGAGAUCUCGCUCUCUCCUCUCUGAGAUCACCAUGGGGAAGCAGGAGUCAGACCAGCAGCAGACUGAGAAGGAGCCUCGGAAAACAGAGAUGACCAGGGAGGAGUUCCUGAAGGAGAUCCAAUCAGCAGAGACUUUCCUGACUGAAAUCAUAUCGAGACAAAACGCCACGGCAAACAGAAAAGAAGCGGACUCAUCUUACUCCCCUACACCGCUGUCUCCUGAAUACGAGUCCAUAUGUAUUGACCCAAGCUCCGCUCAGACCAUCAGAUUUCAGACAGAGAGCUCCGUACGAGCAUCCAACAAAGGCAACCAUGAAACACAAACUGAGGCCAUCUACGCCCAAGUGACCAAGCGCGCUAAAAAGGGUGAGGUAAAGGUUUCUAUGAAGCCUGAGAUCCCAGUCCUUCAUAUAGGGCCAAAUAAACAAGCUCCCAAACUGGACAGCGAAGGAAACAGUGCUGACCACUGCCAAUCUGGCGAGUUUGUGUUUUCAGAAAUCAUGCCCAAAAAUGGUCUCCUGCACAACCAAACACUUGCAUGUGAGAAAGAAGAGGAGGAGAGCGCAGAUGGACCUGCCUUACCUGCCAGAGGAGAGCAAACAGAUCUCUUGGAGCACUCUCCUUCUGAGUCCACUCAAAGUGUUAAAGAUUCUAACACUGUGCUACAGCGUGAGAACAAAACGCUAACCACAAAUGAAGCAGAUACUCAAAAGGCUGCUGUAAUAGGGAAUGGUGAAUUAAUGAAAGAAGGCCUACAGGCCAGCAGCCCCAAGAGACGGGAUCAAACAUGUGGCGAGACCGAUACCACAUCAUGUGAGCCUGACAAAGAACAGAGCCAUUCUGAUAAGGUUUCUUCAGUGGACUCUGAAUGUAUCACGACAGCUGAUUUAGAAAAUGUGGGUUCUCAAAAUAGCGAUGAGACUAAAAGAGAAAAUUCACUUCAACACAAUGACACCGGGCAAGAAAAACACUGUCAUGUUGCUGAAAAGGUGCCCACUCCUGCUGCCACUCCAACCACUCCAGAUUGGGACCCAUCCUCUGAUGUCUCACUUAUCACCCCCACCGACUCGGUCCUGUCACCUAUGACUUCAAACUCAGCCGACUGUCUCACACCUAGUGACUCAUGGACGAGCAGUGGAGGAGGAGGAGGAGUGGGAAGCGGUGGGUGGCGAGCUCUGGGAAAUGAAACACCACAUCGAGACUCUGCCUAUUUCUCAGACAGUGACUGGGAGGGGGACGGGAUGAACAGAAGGAGCAGUGAUGGACUGGUUGCCUCCAGGCCGAGCAGUGGUCGAGGAGGGGAUCGGGGAACACUGACAGGGAUAGAGGAAAAAACUGAGGAGGAGGGAGAAAUGGGAGAAAAGAGCCCCUUAAGAAAUAGUUUACAGAUGUCGGAUAAAGGUAAAACUAUUGAGGAAAUGAGUACUCUGCAUCAGCAUGCGCCAGAAAAUGCCGUCUCUCAUUUAGGUGAUGACAAAGACAUUUUAAACAAAGGGCUGGAGUCAACACAGAGAGACGAUUCUGGCAUUUUCCAAAACGAGAGCAUAAAGUCAACGCUGCUGUGUGAUGACCCGCAGGCCAAGGACUGUGUUGACUUAAUAGAUAAGUUGUUCUCAAAAUUAGAUGAUGAGCCACUGAAAGGGCUCCCACACAGCGGUGGGUAUCCGAUAGACAACCACUACACAGAUGGCAUCAUCUCUCAGAUAACAGAUUGCAAAUACCAGGGCGCUGCAGAGAACGAUUUAAAUCGACAUUCCAAGAGCCUCGCUGAGACAAACAUUUUGAUCGAGUCUAUGUCUGGCAGCCAUUCAAAGGAUUGUUUGUUAAGGCCAGGCAACAAAGAUUACACAAGUGGUACAGAGAGGGAUAUUGAUCUCUCUGCACUGAACUCCCUCAAAUGUAGAAAUGACACUGUGGAAUCAGUGACACCUUCCCAAGCUGACAACAGAGAGUCAAGAUUAUCUAAACUAUACGGUGUCCAAACCAGUGACGCCACACUCAGCGGUGAAACCCCGUCAGUAGUUGAGCCAAGUGAUGAUGGGAAGUCUGUAUAUGGUAAAGUUAGUGGUCUGACGUGUCCUUCUUGGGCUGAGGAGGCUGAAGAGGCUGAGAGACAUGAAGACAGACCCAGUCUGGACCACAACGAGCUGGGUCUGAGAAACCUGCGCUGCUCAGAUGGCAGCGAAGACAAGAAGGUCACGACAGAGACGGAGAAACAACUAGCUGCUGCAGAGCUGCGUAAUGCCAUGAAGGAAAAGUCGCCCAUGAGAGGAGCAGCAAGUCGGACGGACUCUGCUGACAUCAUGGAUAAAGACUCCUGUGAGGGCCUGGACGUGAAGACUAAAGAGUUAUGGAGCGCUAUGGAUGAGGAUGAGGAACGUGCAGGAUCUGGAGUCAUUAGGGGAGAGUUUGACUGCCACCGUUUUUCACAGUCUAGAGACUUACGUUUGUGGCCUGAUGAAAAUGAUCAGUGGGCCUCUCCAGAGAGGAGGUGCCAAGACGAACUGAAAUCUGAAUUUUUCUCUGGGUUCAGUAAUAAGGCCUGGGAGGUGGGGGAAAGGCUUGUUGUAGGUCAGGAGUUUUGGGAGACUGAAGAAAAUGAUGAACUUGCAGGAAGUGAACCACACCCUGCGGUCUUGGAGGGCUGCGAAGAAACCUGGAAUGAUGAAACACAAGGACUCGCCGGUAAUCUUGCCAUGAAGGAAAAGUGGGACUCUGCAGUUUCUAAUGACCAACAAGCUCCCCAAGUAGUAGACGUACAACAGGAGGAAAACAUUGAGAACCUAGUAGAAAUUGGCAGUUUCAACGAAGACCUGAAAAGAGAAAUCUCAGAUAUUGAAGUAGAGAAUAUAGAAAUCCCAGAGCAGGAGUCCUUGGAGGAAGCAGAGAGGCAGAUUUUGUCAUGCACAGAGACAGGAAGGGACAGGGAAGGUCUGCUAGACUCCACAGAGACAGAGGAAAAUCAAAACUUUAACAGAUGGCCUCAGAAUCACCUCUGCAAGAUCCAAAAAGAGGGACAGACAUCAGCCGAGCGUGUUGACAAAGGCUCAAAUUUAGAGAACUGUUUCAGUCACACUUUAGAGAGUUCAAACAUAUCUAUUUGCAUCACUGAAGCUCCUCAUGAGAACUUUUCAGACCUGGAAAAUGUUGAAUCAGGCGCAGAGUCAGAGGCUGAAAUGAAACCAUGGCUUUCUAGGCAAUUUAUAGAAGACAGAGUGAGCAUUAUAAAUGAAGAAGAGGAUUUCAGAGACAUGCCCCUUCCACCCAAUCCCAUCUCUUGUCCCAGUGACCUUGAUAUGCAGGAGAUAGAUCCACAGGUGGACAAUUUCAGCUCAGUAGAUUUUCCUAGUCCUCCACCAAGCAUAGACCUUGAUGUGCAAGAUGAUAAAUUGGAGAGUUUAGACGACUCUUUUCCUAGCCCACCGCCAUCUGUUAUAGAGGCAGAGGAGUUUAUUAGUCACAUUAAUCUAGACGACUUUAUUGCUAGCACUGAGACGGAGCCGUAUAUUUCCCCAACUCACAACGCAGAUGUCUCAGAGCCACCUCUGCAAGAAUCACCACCUGCUACAACUCAGAGUAAAGGGAUCUCAGCCAAUCUGAACCUCCCCUCUGUGCACAUAACACUGGUCGAUGAGAACAACCUCACACCCAGCACAGAACAACAGGAUGAACAUAAUAAUCUGUCACAGAAAACACCGCCUGCCACCCCAUCUUCACCCCAAGUUCCCCUCAACAAUCUCCCAGAGUUACUGAUUUCUGAGUGGAAAGAUCUGGACGAGGAGCCCCUGGAGGAUUUUGAAAAACUGGAACAACUGUGUUGCAUAUCUGGGGACGAGGAGGACUCUCUGGGUGACCUUUUUCUGGGGAACUUGGAGCUCCUGGAAUCUUUGAAGAAAUCACCUGAGCAGAAAGGCAGCAGUGGUGGCGAUAGUGAUACAGGUGAGGAGAUAGGUGGCUCCUCUAGUCCUGAGGGGAGCAGCGUGGAUUUGAAGGAGGACGGGAUCCCUGAGAACUCUGAUCAACCGGCAAAGUCUGCACCACAUGUGAUCAAGGAUCCUCAAGAGGAGAAGAAUGACGGGCAGAAAUCACCAAGCCAAACAUCUGAUGUCAAAGACCAGGGCUCUUUCUCUAAGAUGACAACAAAGAAUGGCCUCAUGAUGCAGGUGUGUGAGGAGAGGCUGCAGUUCUCGCUCAGUGAGAACGUGAAAACAAAUGUGCUCUGGGGGUCGACUGUUAAAGACACGGUGAUGCUGCGGCCCUGGGGGGAACAAAUCACAGAGAACAGCAGCGAGCUGGUCACUGUGGAAGAACAAAAAGAGGACGAAAGCCAAGAGGAGCAGGAAAGUCCCCCCAGCAUUCAGCCCGACACAGAGUCUGAUGAAACUAAAGCUGAGCCGCUCACUGUGAUUGAACAACCUGAGGUCACCACCCCUCAGCCUACUGCAAACCAGGCAAUGAAAGCAAAACUAGCUCGUCUGUCUCUCGCCCUCCCUCCUCUUGCUCUGAGUCUUCCCCUCACCGCCACUGGUAAAGGAGGAUUUGGGGAUGGUGCGAUUGGGAAUCGGAUCGGAAGACGGAGAGGUCUGUCCUCUGGAAGCGACCCUGACGAUGAGGAGGACGAUGAGCAGGAGGAUGAAAGCUCCCGGAGGGUGAUCGUUGUCACAGAAACAGACGUGGACAAACGUGUUGGGCUGAGGAGUCUGCUGAAAUCACCCAAGGAGCUGAUGGACAGAGAGAAGGACAGAGGGAGGAAUGUGUCCUUUUUUGAUGAUGUCACAAUCUAUCUUUUUGAUCAGGAAACUCCAACCAAUGAGUUGAGCAGUUCAGCGCCCACAAGUCCAGCCACAGUGUCAGUCAAAAGCACCAAGUUGGAUUUACGUGGGACCCGAAAUCGACGCCCAGAUGGGAGCAGCUCAAACUGGUCAAACAUCAAGAGCAAAGAAUCGAAAAGGAAAGAGGAUUUAUCAAUCAAACCAAGGUCGCCUGUGGGGGCCAAUCCAGUGACAUCAUCGCGCUUCACUGUCAGCCCUGCCAACGACCCCCACUUGGUGUGAUGUCACAUGACAUCGUGGGAACCUUUAGAGCUGAACCCUCUUGGACUGGCCAGUGAAUUAACCCCAACAACCAGCCAUUCACCCAGAGGCUAUUUUUU